This is a messenger RNA of Photinus pyralis (common eastern firefly), 2804 nucleotides long. RefSeq lists its product as uncharacterized. Bases 1023 to 2804 code for a protein of 593 amino acids. The record is from RefSeq and is a predicted model, not a curated record. Lineage: Eukaryota; Metazoa; Arthropoda; Insecta; Coleoptera; Lampyridae. The transcript has 2 exons.
UUAUAAGCUAAGUCGAUUGACUUUAACCACCAUUCAAAAUCUGGUUUAAGCUCUAAAGGGAGAGUAACUGAAGCAGAGUAACACAAGUUAUUUUUAACCAGAGCUAAAAACUUAUGUCGCUCAAAAAGUUUGGUGUACAUCCACCCAUACUUAACUCCCUGGCAAACUGAAAUCAAGUAGCCUAUGUACUGAGCUAGAUCACGUAUUUUGCAACGUCGUUUAUUUAAGAAAUACCUAGUUCGCCUUUUUAUAAGCUCUUUUUUCUCUGCAGGUACUGAAAUUCUAAGCUGUUUAGAAUCAAGGAUGAAACCUAGAAACCUAACGUAAUUGUUAGGGGUUAAAUGACUCUUUUCAAAGUUGAUUGUAAAACCUAGGGACUGCAAGAAUUCUACUGUAAAAAUGGUGGACUUCUGACAACCUUCCAAUGUAGAAUCCACAAUUAGCAGGUCGUCUAAGUAACAUACACAUGUGAUAUUCCUGGUUCGCACCCAAUGAGUUACUGGUUUCAUCAACUUAGUAAAGACAUAAGGCGCUGAUGACAAACCAAAAGGUAAACACGUAAACUGGUACAAGACAUUGUCAUACUCAAACCUUAAAAACUUUCUAUGAUCUGGGUGGAUAUUUACGUGGAAAUAAGCAUCUUUCAGGUCAAUUAAAGUAAAAAAACAAUCCUUUUUAAUGAGUCUCAAUGCAGUGCGAAUGUCUUCCAUUUUAAAAUGAGGCACUUCUAAAUACGUAUUUAAAUACUUAAGAUUUAAAAUAAAACGUUUUUGUCCAUUUGGUUUGUCUACUAAAAAAAUAUUAGAGAUGUAUUGACCCUGGCAAGGCGAGCAUUUAGAUAUUGCUCCUUGGUUCAACAACUUGUUGAUUUCAUAUGAGAAUGCCUUCCUUUCUGCUAAAGAGAGAGCUUUAAUUUUAGGGAAAGUAAAUUGUACAGGUGAAGAAGAAAAGGGGAGGCUGUAACCCUUAAUCCAUUGAAGAAUGACCAGGUUAUCAGUUAUCUGCCACCCAUACUUGAUCAGAUGGAAGUGCAACACCAGCAGUCACUAGUACCAGUAACUGUUCUUAAAACUCGAAUUAGACGAAAAAGAUCAACACCUGCUACCUGGAAUUGUAAUAUAAAUAAAACUAAACGUUCAAAGGGAUUACCAUACCAAGGAAAAAAGAAAAUAGGGAAUACUUGGAACUACCAAAUGAACAAACCAGGAAAAUUUUUGCAAAAUCCUUGUGGGUGUACACUCGGCAAAAAAAAAUCUACUAUUCAAUGUGACAAAUUAACAGAAGAAGAACGAAUUCUCAUAUUUAGAACAUUCUGGAACAAACUAAAUUGGGCGGAACGAAAGAUGCACGUAAAGACCUUAGUCGAAGUUCACGGUGUCAAAAGAAGAAGGGGAGAGCAAGAAAUAUUAUCCAAAAGAAAUUUUUCUAUGAAAUACUUUCUAAAAUUCGACACCAAGAAAGUUAGAGUUUGCAAAAGAAUGUUUGGGGGGACAUUGGGGUUAAAGGAAACAAUGGUUUUAAAUUGGGUAAAAGAUGUGGACAAUCAGAAUGUCAAUUUUGAAUCUCCUGAAGUUAAUCCAAAAAGUGAAAUAAGAAAGAUUAAAUUUGCUGAAAAGAACGCCGGCAUUUGCGAAUUUUUAAAUAUGCUACCAAAACUCGAAAGUCACUAUUGCCGAGCAUCUUCAAAAAAACAAUACCUUGAACCUCUUUGGCGGUCACGUGCUGAGUUAUAUAAAUUUUAUAAAACUGAAUUUUGUGUCGAGCAUAAUUUGGCACCAGCAAGUACAACUCUGUUUUUUAAUAAAUUUGAGGAGCUAAACCUAUCACUCUAUAAACCAAAAAAAGAUUUGUGUGAUUCCUGUGAAGCAUUCAAAACAAAAAAUUUAUCAGAGACAGAUUAUACCUUGCACCAGACUUUAAAAAAAGAUGCGCGUCAAGAAAAAGAAAAUGACAAAACAAAGACUGAAGCUACAGUAAAUGUCUAUACAAUGGACUUGGAGUGCGUAUUAUUGUCCCCGAAAUCAACAGUAUCUUCUAUGUACUAUAAGACAAAACUUAUAGUACAUAAUUUCACCAUUUUCAACUUAAAAACCAAAGAAGGUUUCUGCUAUCUUUGGAACGAAAGUGAAGGGGGGAUAACGGCGAAUGAAUUUUCGUCAAUUCUUUCCUAUUUCGUGGAACAAGAAGUAAAAAAUAAAAAUCCAAGCGAAAUGAUUUUUUACAGCGAUGGGUGUACAGGGCAAAAUCGAAACGCCAUACUGGCCAAUGCAUUCCUAAAUGCAGCAAUUCAAAAUAAUAUUAUUAUAACACAGAAAUAUUUGCUUAAAGGACACACACAGAUGGAGGUGGAUGCAAUGCAUUCUGCCAUAGAACGUCAAAUUCGCGACCGUAAAAUAAAUCUCCCUGCAGAUUAUGUGGGCUAUUGUCAAAAGGCUAGAUCGGUUCCUUUUCCGUAUUCAGCAAAAUACAUUGAUUACUCCUUUUUUAAGAAUUUUGAAGGUUUAAAAUUUUAUUCAUCCAUACGCCCUGGAAGAACCGUUGGCGAUCCCGUUGUUACGGACCUAAAAGCCCUAAGAUAUUUGCCCAACUGUGAAAUAAUGUUUAAAUUAAGACACACAGAUACAUGGAAUGUCCUGAACCAAAGACUUAACAAAAAAAUUAUUUCAUGUAAAUUUGUGGAUUUGCCAGUCCUGUACAAUGAACGUCGAAAAAUCAAGAAAGAAAAGUACGACCACUUACAAGCUUUAAAAUCGACUAUAUUACCUGAUUAUCAUAAAUUUUACGAUGACUUGUUAUACGAGUGA